UCAGUAUGCAUUGAGAAAGCGAAAAGUAGUGAACGAAUUAUUACGUUAUUUCUCGUAUUUAUAUUUAUACGGAAGCAACAGAACGGUUUACUAAGUCGUUGACAAGAAUUCGAUUCCACCAAUCACGAUUGUCGUUUUAACUUCCUCUGCAGGGUAGUUUAAUCUGUACAGCGCACGCGCAAUAUCGACAGUUUUGCCUGCACGCUUCUUCAAUAGCAUUUCAAAGCAACGAAAUUGUCACUAAGAAAUUAUUCACUUUCUGCGAACAUAAAUCAAUUAUUGGAAGCAGUAUCAUCGUAACAUCCGGUGUUACGAUAUUUCAACUUAUAAGACGUGCAGACAACGUCAAAGGUGAAGAACUGACAUCCAUACUUUCAGAGUUAACUUUUACUCGAAGGUACCACGUGAAAGUGGUUUGCUUGUAUCAUGUGAAAGAAGUACACUCGAAAGAGGCAUCUACGAAUAUUCGCGGGAGUACUAGAAGGACGAGAUAAUAAGAAUAAAUUUGUACAAGUGUGAAAAAUUAUUAUAUAAUUAAUUCGAAAAUCGCGUUGAAAAUUUGAAUGGAAUAAGUGUCGGAAGCCACGCCUAAAGUAACCGAUGCACUCGUGAGCGUCGAUUGAGGUUAGCUUGCUUCUAAAUGAUCAUCGCGAUUUAAGUGCGUCCGUCGUCCGUGCGUAGCGACUGACGAUUUUAUUUGUACACACUGUGCGUACGUGUUCCGGAGGAGUGCCAGCUCGAAGAAAGGAAUAAUGUCAAGCAGUGUUUGCCACGCGCCCCUACCAGCACGAAUGGAAGCAUUCACCACGAGGCUCUGUCUCCGUGCUGCUGACCAAUAUGAGCGGCUUCUGCAAGCUCACUUCAACAAGAAUAAAGACAGGACAAAAGUUAUAAAUAUGGAAGUUGAGGAAAGAGAGGAACGGAAGGCACAAUAUACAAUAAAAGCGUUGAUACAUCACGGAGGAAUUUGAAUCCUUCGAGCAAAGAGCAAACGCGGCUGAAUCAUAAUUCGAACCACAAGGAACAUCGAAGGCAGAAGGAUGCUUCGUCGAGCAGCACUUACAGCGCCUUCCGUCAAUGGCGAAGGGGCACUUCUAUGGGCUCGAAUCGGUCCAACAGUGUUGGAUCUAGCUCGACCGGAGCCCUUGCCAAAUUGCCUAAUGAUGCAGCGACCAUACAAAAAAUGGAACAGUUUCCACUGGUCCUUUCCGAUGCCACUAUGCCAGAAGAGGAUCUUUCGUUGAAGUUUUUAGCGCUGAACGCCUUGGAUUUAACAGCCCCAGCCAGUGACGUCCUGUUGAAGAACAGAUUAAAGUCUUGGUUUCAAUUAUCCGGGCAUCCGGAUGGUUUCGCUCCCGCUGGGCCUGGAACAGUUUGGAAGAGAAAAACUGGAGGAGUAGAAAAUACAGAGAGAAUUGUUUACGAAGCCCUUAGCAAAGACAAGGAAUUACGGGAUUGCAUUCCAAGAUACUAUCGUGAAGUGGAAUACAAAGGCGACACGUUCAUAGAGCUACAGGAUUUACUAUUUGGUUUCAACGAUCCGCACGUAAUGGAUAUCAAGAUGGGCACGAGAACGUUCCUCGAAUCGGAAGUGUCGAAGACGACCGCUAGACCGGAUCUAUAUCAAAAGAUGAUCGCCGUUGAUCCAAAUGCUCCGACCAAGCAAGAACACGAGCAACGUGCCGUGACUAAAUUGCGGUACAUGCAGUUCCGUGAGCAACAGAGCUCGACCUGUAGUCACGGAUUUAGAAUUGAGGCUAUGAAAUUACCCGGUGGUCCGCCAAUCACCGACCUAAAGAAAGUAAAGUCACACCAGGAAGUGCUCGAAACUAUGAAUCUGUUUCUUGGAACAAGCGAAAACACUCGCGAAAAACUGCUCGCACGGUUGAAAAAUCUUCGUUCAAAGAUCGAGAUGUCUGAAUACUUCAAAACUCACGAAAUAAUUGGUAGUAGUAUUUUUAUGAUCUACGACGAUGACAAAGUUGGCGUUUGGUUGAUCGAUUUUGCUAAAACACGAGGAUUGCCAAAUGGACAUAGAGUAACACACAGGAAACCAUGGGAACAAGGCAACCACGAAGAAGGCUUUUUAUUUGGUCUCGAUAAUCUUAUUUCUACGAUAGAAGAAGUGAAUCUUCCAAACGCGUAAUUCUCGUAUAAUAACUAUUUCAUUCGUGAAAUCAACUUACAUAAAUAUCCUAUACUGGUCUCAUCCUAAUAACAGCUAUCAUUAUUUUCUUUAUUUACUUCAAUAAACUAAAUAAAAAAUGUCCAAUUUUCUCUUUGGGAAAUUUCCAUCGCAUACUUUGCAGAUAUUUUCUGAUACGAUUGAUAUAUUAAAAACUUUAAUACCUAUACUUUUGUGUAUAAUUAUCAUUGGUCUUUGUAAAGAAUUAGAAAAGAUGAGACUGCCUAUAAAAUACAAAUUAUGUAUUUAAAUACUUUAAAACAAAACGUUAAUACAAGGUAUUUGAGGCGGAA
Bombus pyrosoma is the source of this 2478-nucleotide messenger RNA. It is a transcript of the gene IP3K1, whose product is annotated as inositol-trisphosphate 3-kinase homolog. The transcript has 6 exons. Lineage: Eukaryota; Metazoa; Arthropoda; Insecta; Hymenoptera; Apidae. Gene Ontology annotation, cellular component: nucleus; cytoplasm. Gene Ontology annotation, biological process: inositol phosphate biosynthetic process. Gene Ontology annotation, molecular function: inositol-1,4,5-trisphosphate 3-kinase activity; inositol tetrakisphosphate kinase activity. The record is from RefSeq and is a predicted model, not a curated record. Bases 1097 to 2146 code for a protein of 349 amino acids.